GUCUCCCGAGAUGAAGUCGUGGGCGAUGGGAGCCCGGCUGCCGCUGCUGCCGCGGCUGCUGCUGGUUCUCGGAGCGGCCGAGUGGGCGCUCGGGGCUCAGCGCCGCUACACCCCGGACUGGCCGAGUCUGGACUCCCGGCCCCUGCCGGGCUGGUUCGACCAGGCCAAGUUCGGGGUGUUCGUGCACUGGGGCGUGUUCUCGGUGCCGGCCUGGGGCAGCGAGUGGUUCUGGUGGCACUGGAAGGGCGAGGGGUCGCCGCAGUACCAGCGCUUCAUGAGCGACAACUACCCGCCCGGCUUCAGCUACGCCGACUUCGGGCCGCUGUUCACGGCGCGCUUCUUCGACCCGGAGGGCUGGGCCGACCUCUUCCAGGCCGCCGGGGCCAAGCUGACAAGAAAAUCGGGACUCCAGGAUUGUAAGCCCGCGGCAUGGAGUCUGGUCCUAGUUCAACUGUGAACUUGACCAAGGCAUUUCACCUCCCUGCAGCCUCCAAAGUGCAUGCCUAUGGAAAGGGAUUGUAUUGGUUCCUUUCAGCUUUACUAUCUCCGGGAGGGGAAGGGAGGGGCGUUCUGGUGUGCACUGUGUUUGGGCAACAGUACAGAUUCUCAUUCAUCUGCUCUCCUCGGUGCUUUGCACAUUAAAAUGCUCAAGAAGUG
This is a messenger RNA of Myotis lucifugus (little brown bat), 657 nucleotides long. RefSeq names its product tissue alpha-L-fucosidase-like. NCBI's taxonomy places the organism in Eukaryota, Metazoa, Chordata, Mammalia, Chiroptera, Vespertilionidae. Gene Ontology annotation, cellular component: lysosome. The record is from RefSeq and is a predicted model, not a curated record. The transcript is spliced from 2 exons. Gene Ontology annotation, molecular function: alpha-L-fucosidase activity. The coding region runs from base 11 to 457 and encodes 148 amino acids. Gene Ontology annotation, biological process: glycoside catabolic process; fucose metabolic process.